Molecule: messenger RNA, 831 nt
Organism: Malassezia restricta
Lineage: Eukaryota; Fungi; Basidiomycota; Malasseziomycetes; Malasseziales; Malasseziaceae
Product: urease accessory protein
Exons: 1
Coding region: 1-831 (276 amino acids)
Molecular function (GO): nickel cation binding
Source: RefSeq, a predicted model, not a curated record
AUGGCGACCGAGUCGUAUCUGGUCCAGCUGCUGAGCGACUCGAACCUGCCGACAGGCGGCUUCAUCGCCUCGGGCGGCCUCGAAUCGUACCACGCGCACGGGCUCCUACCGCCUCACGACACCGUGUCGACGACGCUGUCGUUCGUGGAACACACGCUCGGGAACUAUGCGGCGAGUGUCCUGCCCUACAUGUGCGCUGCGUACCGUCUCUCCCGCUCGUACAUCGAGGGCCACGACGACGCACUCGAUGCGCUGUGCCGCCUCGACUGGCACCAUCAUACCCUGCUGCUGAACCACGUAUCGCGCCGCGCAUCAUUGAUCCAGGGAAUCGCAUUGCUGACGCUGUACGUGCGGUCGUUUUCCUCAGCCCUGCAGGAUGACUCGGCGCGCGCGGAUGCCCUGGUUGAGGAGCUCCGGCGGCGCAUCCGGCGUGGCGGCGCGAGGCUGGCAGGCGGCGCCCUCGCACUCCCAUCCGACGAGCUUGCGGGCCAUCUCGCCGUGUGCACAGGCGUCUUCUCGUGCUGUGUAGGCCUGUCGCUCGAGCGCAUGAUCCAUCACCACGUGUUCUUGCAGGCACGCAACCUCAUGUCCUGCUCGAUCCGACUCAAUACGAUCGGGCCGUACCUCGCGCACCGUCUGUUGGCAUCGGAUCUGCGUCCGCUUGUCGAGCGCAUCGCCGCGAGCGUCUCGUGUGAGGCGGGCGACAAGCUGAUCGCCGAAAACGGCGAUGACGACGAUGAGGACCUCGACUUGGUCUGCACGACAUGGCCGCUGGGCGAGAUUAUCCAAGCACGUCAUGAUCAAUUGCAUUCGCGUCUAUUCAACAGCUAG